Molecule: messenger RNA, 1611 nt
Organism: Branchiostoma belcheri (Belcher's lancelet)
Lineage: Eukaryota; Metazoa; Chordata; Leptocardii; Amphioxiformes; Branchiostomatidae
Product: acid-sensing ion channel 2-like
Exons: 11
Coding region: 80-1420 (446 amino acids)
Biological process (GO): sodium ion transmembrane transport
Cellular component (GO): membrane
Molecular function (GO): ligand-gated sodium channel activity
Source: RefSeq, a predicted model, not a curated record
UGCUACAGCCCCUAACAUCCCCCUCCGUGUACUCUGGACCCUCGCUACCCUCGCGUCUUACAUCGGAUUCUUCAUCCUCAUGGUGGAGAUGCUGCAGUCUUACUUCACACACGGCACCGUUACUGACGUCACGCUGGAGUUCGUGCCGGAGGUCAGGUUUCCUGCCGUCACCAUCUGUAACUUAAACAAAUUUGAAGACAAAGCGCUGACGGUUGAGGAGAAGCACUACCUCUCCUACAUUCUGUACGGGGUCCAGGAGGAUAUUGACGUCAUCGCGGGUGCCCCAGUAAACAACAAGUACACCCCGAACAGCACAGACGCCAACGUCACGACAGAGACUCCACGGACAGAAGCUCCGCACACACAUGGGUCAUUUUCCGUGGACAGCAUUACUCGAGAGAAGGGGUUCCGACUCGGGAACGACAUGCAUGUGUGCACGUGGAUGGGACAAACUUGCACAGAACUGGACUUCACUCACUCCUUCAGCACGUACGGAAACUGCUACACGUUUAACGCCAGCCCCGAGAACCCCAUCAACCAAACCAUCCCCGGCUCAGGCUACGGGCUCUCCGUCAUGAUAGACAUCAAAUCGCACCUGUACACAGAGAACCCGCUGCUGCCUGGCGGCACGGCUGACGUGGGACUGAAGCUGCUGGUGCACGAUCAGAACGAGCCGCCCAAGAUGGACACCCAGGGCAUCGCCGUGGCACCGGGCAGUCACGCCUACAUCGCCAUCAGACAGAUACAGUACCAGAACCACAUCCCUCCGUGGGGGGUCUGUCAGGACCUGCAGCUGGAGUAUUACGACACCUACACCCUGACGGGCUGUCAGCUGGAGUGCAGAAGUAAAUACGUGGUGCAGAACUGCACCUGCAGACCCAUCUACCUGCCAGGUGAUGCGCCGUACUGUGAACCAGCUGAUGUCGCUCAUUGUGUGCGGCCCGUGGAGGCCGCGGUGACGUCAGGAGCGCUACCUUGCGACUGCCCCGUUCCCUGCAGCCUGAUGACCUAUCGCACUUCGAGCUCCUACGCCAAAUGGCCGAACAACAAAGCCGACGUUGUCUACACCACGGCGUUUGGCCUGAGCCCAGGCUACAUGGCAGACAACUCUGUCGUCUUUGAUGUUUACUACGAAGAACUGAACUACGAAAUCAUCUCCCAGCUAAAGGCCAUGGACAGCGGUCAGCUGGCCAGUGAUCUCGGUGGCCAGAUGGGUCUGUUUAUCGGAGCCAGCAUCCUGACUCUACUGGAGAUAUUUGAGUACCUGGGCCUGCGCCUCAUCGCCUUCAUCCAGCGGCGGAAAGUCAGAACCCGGCGGGUCCACACGUCAGCCUACCCGAUGCCUGACACUCUGUCAGUAAACCAGGCAGCCAAGAAUAAGGAGAGCAAGGAAAAAUCGUUGAUGAAUCUGAAAGAGUAAUGUUAUAUGUAGUAGCUUGCCAAGUAUAAAGCAAUGUAAAAUAGGUAAAUACGUAUAAAACACUUAGUUUGGUAUUAGAAAAGAUACUGAAACUCACCAUCUGAUCGUAACAAGACGUUACAGAUUUGGUAGCCAAAGUAGUUUUAGGGAAAUAUAGCCUCCUUGGUUACACCUUACUGUUUAGUAAGUAG